CUCUGUACUGAAGUCUGUAGUAAAGGCUAAGAUCUGAACUUCGUAAAGAAACGACAGUAUGAAUGAAUAGCCUACCGAGCGUACUGGAUAAACUUUUCAGCAGAAACACUUAGUAACUGUGUAUUUUUUUUUUUUUAAAUAUAUAUAUAUAUAUACUUUUUGGACUUUAGGCUUACUCAGUUCGAGAUUCAGAACCAAAAGGAUUAAAGCAGCACACGUUUGUCCAUCGUUUAGGGAUAUCUGUUCUUCAGUGCAGCUGUGUUGAGGUCUGACCAGAAUGUUGACCGCGUUGUGCUUACUGCUGAUGCUGUGGAGUUCACAAGGCAGCGGAAUAGCAGAGAGCCGAGAAGACAACAGCGUGUAUGAUUUAUUUGAGCUCGCAAAAGUACAUAAAAAACACCAUGGGGUGAGCCUAGUGAAGGGACCCGACCCUUACAGCCCUGCUUACAAAAUUCUCAACCCCAACAUUAUCCCUGCCAUCCCUGAGCGCGUCUUCAAGGAUCUCAUAUACUCCAUCCAAGAGGAGAAAGGCUUCCUAUUCGUGGCCAACCUCAAGCAAGCCAAGAACACCAGGGGCAGCCUGUUCUCUGUGGAGAGGAGAGAUGGCUCUGGUUCCAUUUUUGAGCUCGUCUCAAAUGGGAAUGCUGAUACUUUAGAUCUGAUUUAUGCCACGGCAAACGGGCACCAUGAGAUCUCAAUUGAAGAUGCACAGCUGGCCAGUGGAAGCUGGAUGAACAUCACCCUGUUUGUGCAGGAGGACCGUGCGCAGCUCUAUAUUGGUUGUGAAGAGAUAAACACAAGGGAACUAGAUGUGCCUAUCCACCAGAUUCUGACGCAGGAUGUGGCUGAUGUCUCUGUCCUUAGGAUUGGAAAAGGAGCAGUGAAAAGCAGAUUUAUGGGAGUGCUCCAGAAUGCACGCUUUGUAUUUAGGACCACUUUGGAGACAAUCCUUCGUAACAUGGGAUGUGAGAGCUCCUCGUUCAUCAUUGAUGUUGUGACCCUGGACAACCCAGUCAAUGGCUCCAGUCCAGCUAUACGCACAGAUUACACUGGACACAAGACCAAAGAUCUCCAGGACAUCUGUGGCUUCUCUUGUGAAGACUUGGCCGGCAUGUUUAAGGAGCUCAAGGGGCUUGGUGUGGUUGUUAAGCAACUGUCAAAUCAGCUCCACCAAGUGAAUGCAGAAAAUGCUCUAAUAAGGACCCAAAUUCAGAACUACAGUGGGGUUUGCCGGCAUAAUGGCAUUGUGUACAAAGACAAGGAUGAGUGGACGGUGGACAGCUGCACCCACUGCACCUGCCAGAACUCUGCCACUAUUUGCCGGGAAAUCUCCUGCCCUCUCAUGCCUUGUGCCAAUGCCACUGUGCCUGAUGGUGAAUGCUGCCCACGUUGUGGAACUCUGAAUGACUAUCCUGACGAUGGCUGGUCUCCCUGGUCUGAGUGGACUUAUUGCUCAGUGACCUGUGGCCGUGGCAUCCAACAACGUGGGCGCUCAUGUGAUCGCAUCAACAGCAACUGUGAGGGUACCUCGGUGCAGACCAGAGACUGCCACCUGCAAGAAUGUGACAAACGCUUCAAGCAAGAUGGAGGCUGGAGCCACUGGUCUCCCUGGUCCUCAUGUUCAGUGACCUGUGGCAUGGGUGUCAUCACUCGCAUCCGCCUCUGUAACUCACCCACCCCACAAAUGGGAGGCAAAGACUGUCAAGGAGAAGGCAGACAGACAGAACCAUGCAAGAUGUCCCCUUGCCCAAUCAAUGGAGAGUGGGGGCCAUGGUCACUUUGGGACUCUUGCUCUGUCACUUGUGGUGGUGGACUACAGAGCAGACAUCGCCUUUGUAACAAUCCUGUGCCCAAAUAUGGUGGAAAAGAGUGCAUAGGUGACUCCAAAGGCACCCGCAUUUGCAACUCUCAAGACUGUCCCAUUGAUGGCUGUCUUUCCAACCCUUGCUUUGCUGGUGCUAAGUGCACCAGCUUUCCUGAUGGCUCCUGGAAGUGUGGGGAGUGUCCAGUUGGGUAUACUGGAGAUGGAAUCCAUUGUGAAGACAUUGAUGAGUGCAAAAUGGUUCCUGAUGCUUGCUUCACGCUCAAUGGAGUCCAUCGUUGUGAGAACACUAAUCCGGGCUAUAACUGCCUACCAUGUCCUCCACGCUACUCUGGAACUCAGCCUUUUGGUAGGAGCAGUGAUCAAGCUAUGGCAAACAAACAGGUCUGUGCACCAAGGAACCCAUGUGAAGAUGGCAGCCAUGACUGUAACAAAAAGGCCAAUUGUAUUUAUUUGGGCGUUUUCUCUGACAUCAUGUUUCGCUGCGAAUGCAAGCCAGGCUAUGCUGGUAAUGGUUAUAUAUGUGGAGAGGACACUGACCUCGAUGGCUGGCCCAACAGUGAUCUCCACUGUGUUGAGAACGCCACCUACCACUGCAAGAAGGACAACUGCCCUAGCCUUCCCAACUCUGGGCAAGAGGACUAUGACAAAGAUGGAACUGGGGAUGCUUGUGAUUAUGAUGAUGACAAUGAUGGGAUCCCUGAUGAUAGGGACAACUGCCCAUUUGUCUUCAACCCAAGGCAAUAUGAUCAAGACCAAGAUGAGGUCGGUGAUCGCUGUGAUAACUGCCCAUAUAACAGCAAUCCAGACCAGAUUGAUACAGAUAAAAACGGAGAAGGCGACGCUUGUGCAAUUGAUAUCGAUGGUGAUGGUAUUCUGAAUGAAAACGACAACUGCCCAUACGUGUAUAAUGUUGACCAGAGAGACACUGACAAAGAUGGGGUUGGAGACCACUGUGACAACUGUCCAUUGGAGCACAACCCUGAUCAGAUUGACUCUGAUUCAGAUAAUGUGGGUGACAAAUGCGACAGCAAUCAGGACAUUGACGACGAUGGUCACCAGAAUAGUCUGGACAACUGCCCAUAUAUCCCCAAUGCCAACCAGGUCGAUCAUGACAAGGAUGGCAAGGGUGAUGCAUGUGACCACGAUGAUGACAAUGAUGGUGUGCCUGAUGAGAAAGACAACUGUAGACUGGCCUUUAAUCCAGAUCAGUUAGACUCUGAUGGUGAUGGACGGGGUGAUAUUUGCAAGGAUGACUUUGACCAGGACAAUGUUCCUGAUAUUUUGGAUGUUUGUCCAGAGAACUUUGCCAUCAGUGAAACAGAUUUCCGUAGGUUCCAGAUGGUUCCUCUAGACCCUACAGGAACUUCACAAAUUGACCCUAACUGGGUAGUCCGCCACCAGGGUAAAGAGCUUCUUCAGACAGUCAACUGCGACCCUGGUAUUGCUGUUGGAUAUGACGAAUUUAAUGCAGUGGAUUUCAGUGGAACCUUCUUCGUCAAUACUGACAGAGAUGACGAUUAUGCUGGAUUUGUGUUCGGCUAUCAGUCCAGUUCCCGCUUCUACGUGGUGAUGUGGAAACAGAUCACACAGACCUAUUGGUCUCACAUACCCACAAAAGCACAGGGCUACUCUGGACUGUCCAUCAAAGUGGUCAAUUCCACCACAGGUCCAGGAGAACACCUUAGGAAUGCAUUGUGGCAUACUGGAGACACAGCAGGACAGGUGCGCACUUUGUGGCAUGACCCCAAGAAAAUUGGCUGGAAGGAUUUCACUGCCUACAGAUGGACCCUCAUCCAUAGACCCAAAACUGGACUUAUCAGAGUCAUCAUGUAUGAAGGCAAGAAAGUCAUGGCAGAUUCUGGAAAUAUAUAUGACAUGACAUAUGCUGGUGGAAGACUUGGCCUCUUUGUUUUCUCUCAGGAGAUGGUUUACUUCUCAGACCUCAAAUAUGAAUGUAGAGAUGUCUAAAAGGAUGAUUUUUUAGGAAUGUGUCAUCAUUUGUUGUUGUUGUAUCAACCUAGACAAAUAAAUGUGUGUUAUGAGACAAGGCCCAUGGAAUUCUGUGAUGGUGGGACCAAGGCAACAAAAGGAAAAGUUACAAGGUCAUGUGACCUUUGAACUAAAAUCAGCUGGAUAACGAUCAUAUGCCUGCAGAAAAGCAGGUAAAUCAUCAUCUCUGCAUGGAACAGGGAAACAAAAACCUUUAAGACUUCUCCAUUUCUAAACUGCUCUCCUGCUAUUGAGGACCCCCCCAAAAAGAAGAGUUAUUGUUUAUAAUAUAGAUGUACAGAUCUGCUGUGGACUAUGAUCCUGAGAGAAAGAAACCUCUCAUAAUAUAAACUAAAAUUGUAAAUCUAUGUCCUUUUAGUAGACGGACAUGGGUUGUCGGUUACUUCAAGCAAAUGAGUGUUUUCUCUAUGAAUGUUUGUCAGAAAGACCCCACUUGAGGUUGUGUACUAACUGAAAAGCCAUUUGCCCUUUUCUGGAGGCAUUAAAUACAUUCGAAUGUUCUCAGGGUUAAAGGGACCUUUGUCAUCAAUUUUUCAAAGCAAUACAGUAUGCACCACAAAAGUUAUUUACAACAAUACUUAGACCAUAUCUAAAUACUAAAUGAAUUAUUGCCUGCUACUAUGUAACAGGCAAAUAGACAUUUCAGUUGUUACAUUGUUCUAAUUUGUUCUAAUUAUUGACACCCCUUGUGUGUGUAUAUAUAUAUAAAGAUGGAAAAAAAAAACCAUUGUGAACAAACUGGAUCUUUGUGGUAGAAUUUAUUUUGUUUUGUAUUAAAUAGUAAUAACUUUUAUCCAAAUUCCAAACAAUUUUAUAAUUUUUAGCCAUGCUUGUACUAUGCUCUGCAUUCUAAAUAGCAAAGAAAGACAAUAUACAAAUAAUACCUCAUACUAGAAUAUACAUCAGUUACAUUUUUAUUUAGUUAGCAAGUGUAGUACAAAUCGUAUGUUUUCAAAAUGUACAUAAUACAAAAUAUUUUUGCCCCAUUUUUGCCCCAUACCCCUACAGGGCAUAAAUGAUUUUUUAAUGUUGUGCUUAGUGAAUGAAUGAUGCAUUUUUAAAAUAAGUUAUUAAUGAUGUUUGAUGUAUUUGAAGAUGUAGUUUCAUGUUUGUAGAUAUGUGCUAUUUAAAUAAUUUAUCAGAAAGUGUGAUGUUUUUGGAAGUGUUCUUUAUGUAUAAACAGUUUGCACAGUGAUGUGAGGAUGUUUUUAUUGUCUGUUGUUGUUGUUGUUUUUGUUGUUGUUGUUGAACCCCCCUCCCCCACCUCUGAAUGAGGAUUGCCUUGUACUAUGAGGGUUGCCUUAUAUUUUUAUAUAAAAAUUUCUCCCACAGAAAUGCUGUUUUUACUGCUAUGUUAAAUUUUAAAAGAACAAACAAUAAACAGUUAAAGAUUAAA
Messenger RNA from Ictalurus furcatus (blue catfish), 5231 nucleotides. RefSeq names its product thrombospondin-1. Gene Ontology annotation, cellular component: extracellular region. Gene Ontology annotation, molecular function: calcium ion binding; protein binding. Bases 278 to 3793 code for a protein of 1171 amino acids. The transcript has 23 exons. Lineage: Eukaryota; Metazoa; Chordata; Actinopteri; Siluriformes; Ictaluridae. The record is from RefSeq and is a predicted model, not a curated record. Gene Ontology annotation, biological process: negative regulation of angiogenesis; cell adhesion.